Molecule: messenger RNA, 246 nt
Organism: Miscanthus lutarioriparius
Lineage: Eukaryota; Viridiplantae; Streptophyta; Magnoliopsida; Poales; Poaceae
Source: the annotation of a GenBank genome assembly
AUGGGUGCCGCCAGGACGCCGCUCCUCGCGCUCGCCGCCCUUCUGCUCCUUGCCGCCGCCAUGACCGUCGGCGGCCACGAGCACGCGCUCGCGCGCCUGGCUGAUGAUCAUCCCACCGCUGAGCGGCCGCACAAAAGCAUUGUUACACCAAGGACACAGCAGCAGCUGAAGAAGUUCUUCAAGAACCAAGCGUCGGACAUGGCCGACCUCCUCCCUAGCCAGGGGCAGCAGGGCGGCAGCAGCUAG